Molecule: messenger RNA, 2204 nt
Organism: Tachysurus fulvidraco (yellow catfish)
Lineage: Eukaryota; Metazoa; Chordata; Actinopteri; Siluriformes; Bagridae
Exons: 7
Coding region: 272-1645 (457 amino acids)
Source: RefSeq, a predicted model, not a curated record
ACCUCUAACUUGCAUACACGCACUGACAUAAUCAGCCGGUUUGAUAAGUUAUCCAGGAAAAGCAGACACGCCCGUACAUGACAACUUUCAUUUUGUACCUGCAUUAUUCGCCAUGCUUCAUUCUUGGGAACCAGUAAUUUACGCUUUAGAGUUGUUGCAGCAAGCAAAGUAGCACAUUUCCUCCUCCUACACCAGGAAAACAAAAGUUUGGGCAUGAAAAACUAGUUAUAUUAUCACUCUUCCUCGUUGUGCCGUACGUUUUCCAUAAAACAUGUGGGAGCUUUGGUUUCUACUCUUCACUGGAAACUUUAUCACUGAGUCCUGGAGCCUUGAUGUCAAUCAUUUAUUGGUGACAUAUGGCCAGCAGCUAAGUAUCACAAUGACGAGUGUUACUCAGAAAUUAGAGUUUACAUCUGUGAAUAACCAGCAGUCAUAUAUUAUCUGGUCCAGAAACACCCAACCAAAAAAAGGAAAAGUGAUAUCAUCAGGUGAAGAAAAUCACUUUGUGAUGAACUCUGUCACAUUUGAUGAUCAGGGAAACUACACAGAGUGGAACCUCUGGGAACGAGUGGCUUCAGUCCAUUUAGUGACGGUUCUCUCUAAAAGACGUAUCCAGGGUUGUGUGCCUGGUAAAAAUCUUAGCAUUUCCAUGGACGGCCUUUUAAAGGAUGACGUUAAACUACAGUUCUUCGGCAAAGAUUUCAACCUCACACUGGUGGAGCACGGUUUGCCAGUGGGCAACAACCAGUUUGGAUAUUGGGGACGGAUCCACAUAACUUCCAAAAGUAUACAAGUUCUUAUUGUUGAUGGUUCCGAUGUGGGGAAGUAUAUACUCAGUGACCAUGAAAAUAAUACGGUCACGAUCAUCACUCUAACCAUGUUUGAGUGUAAACUUAAAACCAUUCAACUGGAACGGAUACACGGCCAGCAGUUGGUUAUCAAGCUGCCUAUUUGGUAUAAGAGGUUGGAGUUUAGCUCAGUAAAAGAAAAGCAAUCUGUUCUCUGGCCCAGUUGUGCUCAGCACACAAGGAAAUAUGUUAAAAGAUCAGGUUAUAAUCGACAAUUUAUUAUUAAUCCUGUCACAUAUAACGAUGAAGGAACCUACACAAGGUGGAACUACAGGGAUCAAGUGUCAUCUGUUUUUAAACUGGUGGUUUACACUGCAACCCAUAUCAACGAUUGUGAAGCUGGUAAGACUUUCACAAUUUCACUGGAUGGCCUGGCAAAAGAAGACGUCACACUGCUUUUCACCAACGAAGAUUCCAACAUCACUCUGGUGGAGCACGGCUUACCUGUGAACAACUCACAUAAUCACUUCUCAGAACGGAUCCAGGUGACUAGCAGUGAUAUCCAGGUGCUCAAUAUUGAUGUCUCUGACAUGGGCAACUACACACUCACUGAUCAUGAAGGUCGCAAGGUCAAGGUCAUUACUCCACACUUUGUCUGUAAAGCAGUCUCCAGCCCAAAAAUGACUGAUGUCCAGAUCUUAUUGGAUUUCGCAGUACAAAUUCAACAUUGCCAUGGGAUAGAAGUCCACCUGUAUUUUCUUUCCACAGCCUGCAUUUCUAAAUUAUAUUGUUAUAUGGCCUUACAUGGAAAACUGGGUUACCCAGACACAGUGUUGUUCCAAAGGGUAGUUUUAUGAGUGUAGUUUAGUCAGUAAGCAAUGUGCCUAAUAUUUCUACAUCUUUUAUUAUUAAUAAAAUUGGAAAUAACAACAAUUGGAUGAAUUGUAAGGCACCCUAGCAGUAUUGCUAACUAAUAUGUCUCCAUCCAUCUACUGUAUAAUUGCUAAUAUGGAUAGAUGAAUGGAUUGACAUUAUAAAUCCCUUUAUACUGUUAUUUUUAUGGUUCUCUGUACAGCCCAUUGUACAUUACGGAAACCAAAAAAAUUAUGGAGAAUACAUUGUGCCAGAGAGAAAAGAAUUACUUAAGUGAUACACAAAUGAAUUGCUUUUCAUUUGUGACCUAAACAAAAUAUACCACAAUGAAAAGGGAAUAAAACAGACAAUCAAUCUGUCACUUAUCUGAUGGACCCAUACUUUCAGCCCUUAGUGCACAUGCACAGUUUAGUUCUUCCUAGACACAAAGCAAACAAGCAACAGGAUUCUGCUCUGUACUGGUGCUUAGGUAAUGAAUUAAAAAUGACUGCUUGCUGUCUUUAAAUCCAGUGUAAAGUUUUCAAAUAAAUACUUCACAUGUUU